This is a messenger RNA of Plodia interpunctella (Indianmeal moth), 2607 nucleotides long. RefSeq lists its product as uncharacterized. The record is from RefSeq and is a predicted model, not a curated record. The coding region runs from base 1372 to 2607 and encodes 411 amino acids. The transcript has 2 exons. NCBI's taxonomy places the organism in Eukaryota, Metazoa, Arthropoda, Insecta, Lepidoptera, Pyralidae.
GUUUUUCCUCGGAGUUGUCGGUCUACAUUCUUCUUCCUCCAUAGUAUUUUUUUAUUUUUCAUACCGGGAUAAACCCUUGUUGGUGGUAUAACUUUUAGUUCGGAUGACAUUUGAGCUAGUAAAAAACAAAAACAAAAAAAAUCAUGGAAUAUGCAAAGUAAAUCUACAACAUAAUUGCAGACUAAAAGAGAUUUUUGUACAUUUACAUACGUUAAAGUUUUGUGCUGGCUUGAAUUAUGAUAACGAAGAAAUGUAUUUCCUUCCCGAUUUACAUAACUAACGACUUUGACUAAGUAGGCAUGAAUUGUAUAAAUGUGAAACGAAAUUAGAUCAUGGAUAUUAUUCUUAUUUAUCGAUUUUGUUACUAACUGUAUGACUGAGUUAACCCGCCAGGUCUACUUACUUGUCAUGCAAGCUUUAUAAAACGUUAACGUAAAUGAAAAUAAUUUUUGUGUGAAUCUGAUUUUGGGAACGUGGUUCUGGAGCAAAAUAAAUACUCGAUCAGAAGGUAGGAAUCGAUCGAAUCGAAUGAAUGAAUUUAUUGCACAAUUGUAGCUGUAUAUAUACAAAAAUAUUUACAAAGAGAAAGCGUAUUAACCAAUCAAACAAUCGGAAUUAUUCUUCGCUGUCCUUGUCCAACGCAUGCUCUCCUUGUCGCAUAGGCGCGUGGGCCGAUGCGGCGCACGGCGAUUUUGCGGUAUCUAUAAAUAGGUCCCGCAGUGGCGUGGCUCUUUCUAUCCACGGCGAACGGAAGUCUGCGUGUGCUUCACUCGACGACGGCGGCGAGCGCGGCGAUACAUCGCGACGGUGCAUGAAGAUGAUGCGUUGUAGUUCUUAUGAGAACUGAGUGCAUGUUUCUUGACGAACAUUCUUAUUUCUUGGCGAACUGAAGACUGGGUCUUGCCUGUGAUGUGAAGUGCGUGUUCUUUUCAGAGCUGCGUACUUCCUCUGUUUCUUUGCGACGGAGUUAAUAAAUAUAGUGCUUGUGCUUGUGUGUGCUUUUCCUUGGUAAAUCCUUGGUUUUGGUUAUUUGGUUCUGUAUGGUAACGGUGGUGGUAAUGUUGUGGUAGCCACAGUGCUCCCCCUCAAGUGAAACAUACUGGUAGCUUGACUGAACGGCCAAAACGUGUUAUCUUAAAGCGCAAUACACAUUGAGCCCGCCGGGCCGCCGACAUAUGUCGGCAACUUUUUGUCGGCGGUCUAGUUGGCGGCUCAAGUCGGAAAAUUUGGUCGGCGGCAUGUCGGCGGCUUGAGAUGAGAAAUUUAUUUGGCAGUCAGUGAUUGCCGCGUGUCGAUAAAGGUUGUGUGGUUGUGUCAUAUAAUUUUGAUGGUGUAUCUUCGAUAAUUCAGUAAAUAGAAAUAAUCUUAAAAAUGGACGAUGGCAGUGAUCUGUUGAUAGCAGCUUGUGGAAUGUUUAUUGCUGGAUCGCUGCAAAGAAAACGAAGCUGUUGGGUUAGACCUAGUUUACUGAGUCGCAAUUGUUAUAGCAAUCGUGACAGAUUAAGAGAUUUGAAAGCAGAUGACUUGAUUGUACAAAAUCCCAUACAUUUUCAAACAUUCAUGAAAUUAACCAAUACCGACUUUGAAUAUUUAUUAAAUAUUGUUGGGCCGAGAAUAGUUAAAAAAGAUACAAAUUACAGAACUGCAAUUUCGGCACAAGACAGAUUAGCAAUAACAUUAAAAUACCUGAGUACGGGCGAAUCAUUCAUUAGCCUUUGUGACGUGUUCAAAGUAUCUCCUCAAAUUAUUUCAUACAUUAUCCCAGAAGUAUGCCAAGCUAUAAUCGAUGGCCUUUCCGAGUAUGUAAAGAUUCCGAGAACUUCAAACGAAUGGAAAAAAGUUGCAGAUAGAUAUCUGGAUAGAUGGAAUGUUCCUAAUUGCCUUGGAUCAAUGGACGGAAAACACGUAAAAAUUCAAUGUCCACCAAGAAGUGGAAGUGAAUAUUUUAACUAUAAAUCUUAUUUCAGUAUUGUACUAUUUGCAUUAGUGGAUGCAGAUUACAAGUUUUUAUACGCUAAUGUGGGAUGUCAGGGUCGUAUUUCAGAUGGCGGUGUGUUUAAUAGCUCUGCGUUAUGCAGAAUGUUAAAUAACAAUUCUUUAAAUUUGCCUGACAACAAACCUUUACCUGGGAGAAAUAUACCAGUGCCUUAUUUUUUUUUGGGUGAUGAUGCUUUUGCAUUACAAACCCACAUUAUAAAACCUUACGAUGGUAAUCACACAAAAAGAUCUCCCAAAAGAGUUUACAAUUAUCGUAUAUGUCGAGGACGAAGAGUUGUUGAAAAUGUGUUUGGCCAGUUAACCAGCAAAUUUCAAAUAUUCAAGAGACCUAUCCAGCUAUGUCCACAAAAAACUGCUAUUGUGACAUUGGCCUGUGUACAUUUGUUCAAUUAUAUAAAAAAAAAUAUGCAGCGAAACGAAUAUGAUUCUGAAAAUGAUAACGGAGAAAUCAUACCAGGUGAAUGGCGCACAGUAACUCCUGAAAAUAAUUGUUUUGUUGCCUUGCCAAGAGAGGUCAAUACAAAUCUGUGCCCUGAAGAUACAAGGAACGAGUUGGUUGAAUAUUUUCUCUCCGAUGUCGGAAGCUUAGAAUGGCAGUAUGAUCAAUGA